Anopheles gambiae (African malaria mosquito) is the source of this 414-nucleotide messenger RNA. It is a transcript of the gene Sf3b5, whose product is annotated as splicing factor 3B subunit 5. Gene Ontology annotation, cellular component: U2 snRNP; precatalytic spliceosome. Bases 114 to 371 code for a protein of 85 amino acids. The record is from RefSeq and is a predicted model, not a curated record. The transcript has a single exon. NCBI's taxonomy places the organism in Eukaryota, Metazoa, Arthropoda, Insecta, Diptera, Culicidae. Gene Ontology annotation, biological process: mRNA splicing, via spliceosome.
GCCCCCAAAACCACAACAGAAAGCGCGUCUCGGCAUAAACAAACACACCGCUUGUGGAAAAUCACAAUCCCGCUAGUGGAAAAACCGCCCGAAAACAACCUCCCUACCGCACGAUGGGCGAUCGGUACAACAUCCACAGCCAGCUGGAGCAUCUGCAAAGCAAGUACAUCGGUACGGGCCAUGCGGACACUACGAAGUACGAGUGGCUUACCAACCAGCACCGGGACUCGCUUGCCAGCUACCUCGGGCACUACGAUAUGCUGAGCUACUUCGCCGUGGCCGAGAACGAAUCGAAGGCACGCAUCCGUUUCAACAUCAUGGAGAAGAUGCUGCAACCCUGUGGACCUCCGCCGGAGAAGGUGGAAGAUUAACUUUCAUGAAGCCGCCCAAAAUAAACGUAAUUUAACGACGAAA